AUGUCUUAUUACACAUACCACGCUCACAAGGAGGAUGUAUGGACUGCAUUAAGAGAUUCGCCAGCAGUUCAGCCUGCAAGAUCUGCCUUAAGCCUUUCAUCGCUGAUUGAAGAACAAUGUAGUGCUGUCAUUCCUCGGGAAGUUCAUCGUUUGUCUAAAUAUAAAGGACCUUCCAUCGAUCUCAAGAGUUGGAGAAUCGCUUUAUCUGUAGCAAUCUUACCUAUCUACUUAGCCUGCACCAUACCUGCCACCUUAGCCACAUUUUUCAUAUUAUUUCUUCCGAUGGUAUGCAAAUUUGAAUAUGCGCUCUGGAGAGAGAAUUAUGGACGGGAUAUUCAAUAUAAUUUUUCUUCCUUUGUUACCGUGGUUGUUGGAUCAGUACUCAUACCAAUACUCGUGCUGGUAGGAGAUGCCGUGUUCCUCUGCGUGGUCAUUGGUGCAAGUUUGGGUGCUGUACUUAUGACGAUGUUUAGAUCCUUUGAUGAUGGACUUAUGUUCUGCAAGAGGGUUGCUACUUGUGUACCUGAAAGUUACCUCGAAAUGAUCUUUGGAAACAAGAGGAC
Molecule: messenger RNA, 563 nt
Organism: Acaulospora morrowiae
Lineage: Eukaryota; Fungi; Glomeromycota; Glomeromycetes; Diversisporales; Acaulosporaceae
Source: the annotation of a GenBank genome assembly